AGAAACUGUCAAACACAGCAGAAAGAAGCUAGCAUUCUCACCCAGUCACUAACAUCAUUCCUUCUACUAAUACAUCUAUUUCUAGUACAACAAUUUGUACUUCUGCGUGUAACUGAUGUAGCCGUCUCCUCAGAAAUACCUGUUCUCCCCUCUGUCUUCUCAGAUCAUCUCAAGCUUGAGCCUAGAUUAUCUCCAUUUGCAAGAUUGAAAGUUUUCACCUCAAGUCCUUCUUAUCUACUUUUGUUGCAAAAAUAAUAAGCUUGGGAUGCUGGAUAAAAUGUGCAGCUACUGAAGUUUAAAUCAAGAUCUUGGUCUUUUUAUUUUUGAAUAAAACACCAGGCUCUGCCACCCUCACACUCUUCUCUCUGGUCUAUCUGCCUUUACUGUUCUUGAAACCACCAUGUCCACCAACCUGCACUCCCUUAGUCUCUGUCUACCGCUAAAUUUAUUAAUCUGUUCGAUCCUAGGCUUGAGUUUAGGAUUAGAGUUCAUGGGCUUGCCCAGUCAGUGGGCACGUUAUUUACGUUGGGAUGCUAGCACUCGCAGUGAUCUCAGCUUCCAGCUCAGAACCAAUGUUUCUGCUGGUCUUCUGAUCUACUUUGAUGAUGGAGGCAUUUGUGACUUUCUCUGCCUUUCUUUGGCUGAUGGACAUGUUCAACUGCGUUUCAGCAUUGAUUGUGCAGAGACUGCUAUUGUAAGUGACAAGAAAGUUAAUGACGGUGGUUGGCACUUCCUAAUGGUAAGCCGGAACAGGCUGAGAACCACGCUCGUUUUGGAUGGAGAAGCUAUGCCUGGAGACCUCCGACCCCAAAGACAGCACAUGAAUAUUGUCAGCGACUUAUUUGUUGGAGGAGUUCCAGGUGAUAUACGUUCUGGUGCUUUGACCCUUGGUUCUGUCAGGGAUAUGCCUGCAUUUUCUGGAUAUCUGCUUGAUAUAAAAUAUGGAAACACAGAGCCAAGGCUCCUGGGAAGUCAUGGAGCUCAUCUGGACCUAGAGGGGCUAUGCACAGAGAAUCCAUGUGAGAAUGGAGGAGCUUGCCUACUGUUAGAUGGAGAACCCACCUGUGAUUGUACGGCCACUGGAUAUGUGGGAAAAUUCUGCUCAGAAGAUGCUAAUGAUAUUCCAGGUCUGGCCCACUUGAUGAUUGAUGACCAAGUGAGAAGCAAAGCUAGGGAAGAAAAUGUGGCCACAUUCCGUGGUUCCGAGUACUUGUGCUACGACCUUUCUCAGAAUCCCAUCCAAAGCAGCAGCGAUGAGAUCACCUUGUCUUUCAAAACUCGACAAAGGAACGGACUCAUUCUACACACUGGCAAGUCUGCAGACUAUGUCAACCUGGCGCUUAAGGGAGGGGCCGUCUCCCUGGUCAUCAACUUAGGCUCUGGUGCCUUUGAAGCUAUUGUAGAACCAACCAAUGACAAGUUCAAUGACAACGAGUGGCAUGAGGUCAAGGUCACCAGAAAUUUACGCCAGGUUACGAUUUCGGUGGAUGGUAUUCUUACUACUACGGGUUAUACUCAAGAAGACUACACCAUGCUGGGAUCUGAUGACUUCUUCUAUGUAGGGGGCAGCCCAAGCACUGCAGACCUCCCAGGCUCUCCUGUCAGCAACAACUUCAUGGGGUGCCUAAAAGAGGUGGUCUACAAGAACAAUGAUAUCCGCCUGGAACUUUCCCGUUUGGCUAGUAUUGGAGACACAAAAAUGAAGAUAUAUGGAGAUGUGGUAUUCAAGUGUGAGAAUGUAGCUACUCUUGAUCCUAUAAGCUUUGAAAGUCCAGAGGCCUAUAUCAGUCUACCUAAGUGGAACACCAAACGCAUGGGCUCCAUCUCCUUUGACUUCCGUACCACAGAGCCCAAUGGCCUCAUCCUUUUCACCCAUGGGAAACCUCAAGACAGAAAGGAUGUCAGGAGCCAAAAGAACACCAAGGUGGAUUUCUUUGCAGUUGAACUUCUGGAUGGACAUCUCUACCUCCUGUUGGACAUGGGCUCAGGAACCAUUAAGGUGAAAGCCACCAAUAAAAAGGCUAAUGAUGGAGAGUGGUGCCAUGUUGAUAUUCAGAGAGACGGGAGAUCUGGCACUAUUUCCGUAAACACCAAACGGACUCCAUUCACAGCCAGCGGGGAGAGUGAGAUUCUCGACUUGGAAGGGGACAUGUAUUUAGGUGGUCUACCUGAAAAUCGUGCAGGUCUCAUACUGCCCACUGAACUUUGGACUGCCAUGCUCAACUACGGCUAUGUGGGUUGCAUCCGUGACCUCUUUAUUGAUGGUCGCAGUAAAAAUAUUCGACAACUUGCUGAGGCACAGAAUGCAGCAGGUGUGAAGUCAUCGUGCUCUAGAGACAGCGGCAAACAGUGUGACGGUUAUCCCUGCAAAAACAAUGCUGCUUGUAGGGAUGGCUGGAACCGCUUUGUAUGUGACUGUACGGGCUCCGGGCACUGGGGCAGAACCUGCGAAAGAGUGGCCUCUAUUUUGAGCUACGAUGGAGGCAUGUAUAUGAAGAUCAUCAUGCCAGUGGUCAUGCAUACGGAGGCAGAGGAUGUUUCCUUACGCUUUAAGUCCCAGAGAGCGUAUGGGCUAUUAGUAGCUACAACAUCCAGGGACUCUGCUGAUACCUUGCGACUGGAGCUGGAUGGUGGGAAGGUCAAGCUUAUGGUUAACCUAGACUGUAUCAGGAUAAACUGUAACUCCAGUAAGGGGCCAGAGACUCUGUAUGCGGGGCAGAAGCUGAAUGAUAAUGAAUGGCACACUGUUCGUGUGGUUCGGAGAGGAAAAACCCUCAAAUUAACAGUGGAUGUUGAUGUGGCUGAAGGCACAAUGGUGGGGGAUCAUACUCGUCUGGAAUUCCACAACAUUGAGACUGGGUUCAUGACGGAGAAGCGAUUUGCUUCAGCUGUGCCUUCCAGCUUCAUUGGGCAUCUCCAGAGUCUUAUGUUCAAUGGUCUGCUAUACAUCGAUUUGUGCAAGAAUGGAGACAUUGAUUACUGUGAGCUGAAGGCACGGUUUGGCAUGCGCUCUAUAAUAGCGGACCCUGUCACCUUCAGGACGAAGGCCAGCUAUCUGACACUCGCCACUCUGCAAGCUUACACCUCCAUGCACCUCUUUUUUCAGUUCAAGACUAUCUCUCCUGAUGGCUUAAUUCUUUUCAACAGCGGAGAUGGCAAUGACUUCAUUGCAGUGGAGCUGGUGAAGGGGUACAUCCACUACGUGAUUGAUCUUGGAAAAGGCCCUUAUGUCAUUAAAGGCAACAGCGAAAGGCCUCUAAAUGACAAUCAGUGGCAUAAUGUUGUUAUCACAAGAGAUAACAGCAAUACUCAUACUCUGAAAGUAGACACCAAAGUGGUUACACAAAUCAUAAAUGGUGCCAAAAAUCUGGACCUGAAAGGUGAACUGUACAUCGCAGGACUAGCUCAAAAUCUGUACAGCACUGUGCCCAAACUUGUGGCAUCACGGGAUGGAUUUCAGGGCUGUUUAGCAUCGGUUGAUCUUAAUGGACGCCUCCCUGACCUGAUUGGUGAUGCCUUGCACCGCAUCGGGCAGAUAGAGCGUGGAUGUGAAGAUGCUUUGACCAAAGCUAAUCUACAAGGUCCCACCACUACCUGUCAAGAGGAAUCCUGUGCAAAUCAGGGAGUCUGCAUGCAGCAAUGGGAGGGCUUUACCUGUGACUGCUCCAUGACAUCCUACUCAGGGAAUCAUUGCAACGACCCUGGUGCUACAUAUAUUUUUGGGAAAAUUGGGGGUCUAAUCCUCUAUACCUGGCCACAUAACGACAGGCCUAGCACUCGAACAGAUCGCCUGGCUGUGGGCUUCAGUACAACUGUGAAAGACGGCAUCCUUGUACGCAUUGAUAGUGCUCCAGGACUGAUGGACUACCUGCAGCUGCACAUAGUGCAAGGUAAGAUUGGUGUGACCUUUAACAUUGGGUCACAAGACAUCUCAAUACGGGAGGAGAGCGCCCCGGUCAAUGAUGGUAACUACCACGUGGUGAAAUACACGCGAAAUGGAGGGAAUGCUACUCUGCAAGUGAACAACUGGUCAGUCAAUGAACAUUACCCUGGAGGGAACACAGAGCUGCACCAGAAACCCAAAUUGCCCUUUAAAAUAUCUCGUACUCCUGAAGAUGGGCAGCAAGACAAAGGGCUCAGUAUCUCAGGAGUGGAAGAUGGUGUAAGACUUCUGAAUCCUGAGUUCAAGAGAAUGGGAGCUGCAAUUCCAAAAGGCAUAAGCUGGUCACCAGUUGCCCCAUUCAAAAUGGACACAAAAACAAAUCUAAUGGGGCGACCACUCACCAUCUUCAACACUCAAGCACAGAUAGCAAUUGGAGGGAAGGACAGAGGGCGUCCAUUCCAAGGCCAGCUUUCUGGUCUUUAUUACAAUGGCCUCAAAGUGCUGAGCAUGGCAACAGAGCCCAAUCCUAAUAUAAAUAUCACUGGCAGUGUAAGGCUCAUGGGAGAAGUCCCUUCCAUCCAUGGUACAACACCAACCACAUCUAUGCCUCCUGAGAUGUCUACAACCAUUAUGGAGACCACAACAACGUUGGCCACCACUACAACAAGGAAGAACCGGUCCUCACCAGGGUCGACGCUAACAGACGAUAUAGGCUCAUCAGCAGAAUGUUUCAUCAGCAGCGAUGAUGAAGAUGUGACUGAUUGUGAUACAGGCACAGGUACGUCAGGAGAUGAAUUAGUAAUUCCAGUCCUUGUAGAGGAUCCUUUAGAUAUUCCCUCUGUAGCUACACGUGCACCUUCCAUCACUCUCCCCCCUACCUUCCAACCACUCCUCACCAUAAUUGAGACCACCAAAGAUUCCCAGUCUGUGACCCCUGAAGAGGGGUUACCUUGCUUGUCGGACCAAGGCAGCGAUGGUUGUGAUGAUGAUGAUGAUGGCUUGGUGAUAUCUGGGUAUGGCUCAGGGGAAACCUUUGACUCUAACCUGCCCCCUACUGAUGAUGAAGAUUUUUACACCACCCUCUCCUUGGUAACAGAUAAGAUCCUUUCCACAUCAUUCUUCGAUGGUGGCUUCAAAUCACAGGCGCCCAAAUGGGGAUCAAAGGACUUUAAACUUAACAAAGUCUCUGAACCUGGUAGGACUUCUACCACAAGUUUGCCCCCUGAGCUGAAACUCUCCACGUCUUCUUCUGGGAUGGUGCCCAUGGUGCCUGCUGGCAACAUGAAUAACCAUGAGCUCAAACCCCAUCCUGAUAUAGUCUUGCUAUCGUUACCCACUGCCUACGAGCUAGACAGCACCAAGCUCAGGAGUCCAUUAAUAACAUCCCCCAUGUUCCGUAAUGUGCCCACAGCAAAUCCCACAAUGCCGGGAAGCAGACGAGUCCCGGGGGCUUCUGAGGUGGUACGGGAGUCCAGCAGCACGACGGGGAUGGUCGUUGGCAUUGUGGCAGCCGCCGCCCUCUGCAUCUUGAUCCUCCUAUAUGCCAUGUACAAGUACAGAAACAGAGAUGAGGGGUCCUACCAGGUGGAUGAGUCGCGGAAUUACAUCACCAACUCUGCACAGAGCAAUGGAGCCCUGGUGAAGGAAAAACAACACAGUUCUAAGGGCAACCACAGCAAGCAGAAAAAUAAGGACAAGGAGUAUUAUGUUUAAAGAAUUUAUAUUUAAUAAUUAAAGAGACACUGGUGUGAACAAUACUCAAAUGGCAAAGGCAAAAUAAACUUUGCUAGCAUUCUAUAGAAACAUUUAUGCCUGCAGACAGUAGCAGCAUUGUCCUGCGAGUGUGAUACAGUGAACUGGCUGCCUUGUGCUGGAGGCACAAGUAAGGGAAAAUUGAUAUUAUUCUGCCAUGGCUGCAAACAACUGACUUUUUGCUCCACCAUGACUGGAGCUCAACUGUAAUAUAAAGCACACUUAACAUUUGAUUUGCCAUGGAGGCAAAAACAACAAAAUAUUAUAUAUAUAUAUAUACACAAAUAUAUAGACAAAACGGAAAGUGUUUAGUGAGCUCCAGUUUUACUGCUCUCUCCCCAAGCUGCGUGGACCCAGCUCAGAGGAAACCCUUGGCUCCACCAUACCGCUACUUUGAGAGAGCCUUAAAUAAUAUAACAAUGUCAUUGACUCUGAACCAUACUGAUGCUUUUAUUUAAAGUAUUAUGUGUCCUUUUUCCAUUUUUAUGUUUCUCGCUUUGUUUUUGAUUUUUUUUUUGAAAGCUGAAAUAACUUUAUUUCUGAAUACAACCACCACAUGGCCAUUCUAGCCAUGUACAGCCAAGGAACUUUAGAUUCCAUGUAUUAAACCAGUGUGACUGAGCAACUGAGUGAAUGUGUAUGUGCGCAGGACAGUGCGUGGCGUGACUGUACAUAGAGACUGUUGCCAUACAGAAAUCAUGGUGUGUUCUCUCUACAUAUCAGAUUGUGAUGUCUUAUUAGAACAUAUUGUUUCUCAGUAUGUUUAAAGAAUACACAAAAACUCUAUCGCCGUUGGCCAUUUCAUGUCAAAGAUUUGGCCUAGAUCUGUAAAUAUGCAGAACUUUGCUACAGGGCGUAAACAGCCUAUGUGAAGAUUAGCCGCCAUCCACCUAAUCUAGUUACAGCCAAACAGCAACAAAGAUGAGCCGGCAACAAAAAAGAAAAAAAUAAUCACAACAAAAUAGCUCCCUCUGUAAAGGGGAGGUAAAAAAAAUCAGAGACUUUUUCUUUUGCGUUCCGGUUUUGGGACUUCCUGCGAUGCAUGCAAAAGUAAAAAACAAACAACUGACAUAUUAAAUAAAAUUAAAAAAAAGAACUGAUUGUGAACAGAAGAAACCGUAUGAUGGGAAAAAAAAGAGGUCACAAAAGCCAAAAUGUGUUCUUAAAUGGAAUGAGUAAGAACUAAAAGUAUUAUUUUCCUUUUCAAAAUGAAAUGUAUAUGUGGAA
Messenger RNA from Xenopus laevis (African clawed frog), 6862 nucleotides. It is a transcript of the gene nrxn3.S, whose product is annotated as neurexin-3. Lineage: Eukaryota; Metazoa; Chordata; Amphibia; Anura; Pipidae. Bases 401 to 5596 code for a protein of 1731 amino acids. The transcript is spliced from 25 exons. The record is from RefSeq and is a predicted model, not a curated record.